AUGGAAGAGGACCUCCGCCUCGAUUCGAAGAGCUACGCCUGGCUCCUGACCAUCUUCUAUAUCUCAUACACGGUGUUCGAAGUCUUUGGAUUGAUGUGGAAGGUUGUUAAACCGCACCAAUGGGCUGCUUUUACAAUAUUCUCAUGGGGGUUGGUCGCGACGUGUCAAGCCGCAACAACGAAUUGGCAAGGCAUGAUGGCACUUCGCUUCCUAAUGGGUGCAUUUGAGGCCGCCUUCGGCCCCGGAGUCGUCUACCUGAUGUCAUUUUUCUACCGCCGCCACGAGCUGGGUCUCCGGUGCGGUUUCUAUGCCGGUGCUGCGCCAUUGGCAAACACAUUCGCCGGAGCCCUGGCUUACGGCAUUACCUCCGGACACGCAGCAAUUGCGAACUGGAGGUUGCUGUUCCUCGUCGAGGGACUUCCAGUCUGUGCGGCUGCUCUUCUGGCAUACUUCUUUGUGCCAGAUAGCGCGCAAGACGCCAAGUUCCUGACGGAUGAGGAGCGAGAGGUUGCGCGCGCGCGCUCAUUGCAACAGUCUGGCGAGCCAGAGCGCGCCGGGAAGAUUCAAUGGAAGGAAUUGGGCGAGACCCUGCUCGAUGCGAAAGCUUGGCUCACAGCGUUCAUGUACUUCAGCUGCAAUGUCAGCUUCUCCUCGCUCCCUGUUUUCUUGCCCACCAUUUUGAAGGAAAUGGGCUUCACAGCAAUCAACGCUCAGGGUCUAACAGCCCCGCCGUUCUUCGCUUCGUUUUUGGCCACCAUUGCGACCACUUGGGUGGCUGAUCGUACUCAGCAGCGUGGACUGACGAUCAUCGGUUUAUCAGUGGUUGGCGGCGUGGGGUAUAUUCUCUGCGCGACCUGCACAUCAGUGGGUGCACGGUAUUUUGGUGUCUUUUUAGCGGCCUGUGGAGUCUUCCCCUCGAUCGCCAACAUCCUUCCAUGGGUUUUGAACAAUCAGGGCUCCGAUACCCGCCGCGGUGGAGGCAUCGUGCUGCUCAACAUCAUCGGCCAAUGUGGCCCUUUCCUGGGCACCAACGUCUUCCCCGACACCGAGGCCCCACGGUAUGUGAAGGGCAUGGCCAUUUGUGCUGCAUUCAUGUUCUUCACGGCAUUCCUUGCGCUGUCUCUGCGCGUGUUGCUCAUCUUUGAGAACCGCGGCCUCGAGAAAAAGUACGGGCCCCGCACCGAUGAUCCAAAGUCUACUGAUGCCCCGGUGGCGGAGGACAAUUACGGCGCCAAUUUCCGUUAUGUUUUGUGA
Messenger RNA from Penicillium olsonii, 1254 nucleotides. The record is from the annotation of a GenBank genome assembly. NCBI's taxonomy places the organism in Eukaryota, Fungi, Ascomycota, Eurotiomycetes, Eurotiales, Aspergillaceae.